This is a messenger RNA of Colletotrichum phormii, 1551 nucleotides long. RefSeq lists its product as uncharacterized. Lineage: Eukaryota; Fungi; Ascomycota; Sordariomycetes; Glomerellales; Glomerellaceae. Bases 280 to 1470 code for a protein of 396 amino acids. The transcript has a single exon. The record is from RefSeq and is a predicted model, not a curated record.
UAGAUAUAUCCUCCUCUGCCCUCCCACCUCACACCCCUAGGUGCUUUUUACCCCUUCUUAUGCUUCACCAAACGAGUAACUCUGCUUUACUCCUACCUCAGAAUACCUUCUCUCAACUCCAAGCCCAUCAACAGGCCUGGACACUUACACCACCAAACCACCUGCUAGUCAGCUGCCACUAUUCGCUGUAGACCAGCUGCACUGCGAGAAGAGUCGACUGAAACCGCCCAGUCUCAGAUUUCCUCGAGGGAGAUCGCGAACUUCACGUCACCGCCAACCAUGUCUCUGGCCGGCCAGACUAUGCCCGUAAGGGAGUCGGUACAUUCCAGCCGAGAGGACCGUGUUACCUCCACCAUUACAGACAAGAAGGAUCAGCAGUCACAAAGGACCUCUUAUAGAGACUCGCUUCCCAACGCACCACGACCAUCCGUCCAAAACGACGACGCCCCGAACGAGAACGAAAACGCAAAGAUGUACGGCGACUACUACGGAGAGAUGACGGGCCCUUCCCCCAAGAAGGCCCAACCCACCCAAACAGCACCAGCACUACCAGCCAAGAGCUCUCUGAGAGCUUCGAGACUCCUCGACGGCAUGGCCCUCAAGAUCAUCACAAACCAAUCCACACAAGCAGCACCCCAAGAAGUCUACCUCUCUUCCGAAGAAGAGGCUUCCUCCUCCGCCGACGAGUUUUCAGACUACGAUUACGAGUCCGAGAGCGCAGAGUCCGCCGACUCCCCCGUCCGCAGGAAGAGCCAAGAAGACACUGCCCGCGUCGUGUCUGUCGUCUUUGCCGGAAAGCCCUCCAUCAUCGACCUCCCCUCUACCAGAAGAUCCGCCUCGCCCGAGUCCAUGGAGUCCAGCAGGCCACCGAGUCGCUUGGUUAUCUCAUCAACGGCACCCUCGUCGCGUAGGAUGUCUACCUCCUCCACCAGCGGCGCCUCUUUCUCUCCCGUCUUCCACCCACCCAGAUCUAGCAGCAUGAUGAUCACCAGCAGCAUGCUACCCAAGGAGAAGCCUUCCUUCCUCAGCGUCGACCCCUACGCCAGCAAGCCUCUCGAUGAGCGGGCCGAGGAGCAACAAGUAGAGGCUGAGAGGCCCGAGAGACCCAAGACUCCCACUUCUCAACUAUUCAAGAGGACUCUCAGCAUUGUCCGCAAGCGCAGCCGUCCUCAGCUUAGAGACCUCGCUGCCAACAACUCCUCCCGCGAUCGCCUGUCUUCACCAUCACUGGGACACCUCCCCUUGUCGGCGCACGCCGACAUCAGGGAAGAGCCCGAGCAAAAGGCACCUUGGUCCGCAGUCAGCUACAACGAUAUCAUGCGUGCGGCCAAGAAGAACGCGCAAAACCAGCCCCCGACCCCAUCCACCCCCGUCGCUCAGGUACAAUCGCCUAGCUCACCGGCGGCCAACACCCGGAGCCGGAUCCUCAGCGGCUUCACCAACCGCAGAAAGAGCAUCAAGAUUGGCUAGUCGCCGCUCACCCACCAAAGAAAAAACACCAAACACAAAAGACACGUCCGACACUCAACGGCAGGGCACUUUGCUUGCAUC